AUGAGGAUAUUUUUAGAGAAUGGUAUGCUCAUGAAGUGUCUAUUAUAUAUGGAAUCAAAAAAGCUUUGUAUCAUAGAUAACUAUAUAAAGGCUACAGUAAAGAAGCGUAUACGUUUAUUGUGGAAAGAUGUGAAAGGAAUUCUAGGAUCAAAUCAAAAAGGGAAUACUAUUAUCUAUGAAAAUAAAAUGGGUACCUUUGAUCUUAGCAAUUUUCAAGUAAUACUGGAUUGCAAUGAAUAUUAUAAAUUAUAUAUGAUGAAAAAGAUCAAAAUUAUGGAACACAUCCUUUAA
Molecule: messenger RNA, 291 nt
Organism: Ordospora colligata OC4
Lineage: Eukaryota; Fungi; Microsporidia; Ordosporidae
Exons: 1
Coding region: 1-291 (96 amino acids)
Source: RefSeq, a predicted model, not a curated record